Molecule: messenger RNA, 1234 nt
Organism: Cannabis sativa
Lineage: Eukaryota; Viridiplantae; Streptophyta; Magnoliopsida; Rosales; Cannabaceae
Exons: 5
Coding region: 159-944 (261 amino acids)
Source: RefSeq, a predicted model, not a curated record
GUUACGACGCCGUUUCAGAUAUGAAGAGGACAUUUUGGGCCUUAUAGGGUCCAUUCAAGGUCGGUUUGAAGUAAACUCGGCCUUUUCUUCUCUCUCUCUAAUACCCAAAACCAGAAAAUCUCAGACGAAGCUCCGUUUCACUACUUUCCUCUGCUUCAAUGGCCACCUCCAAUGGAGUCCAAGUUUCACCUUUAGGCACUUCUAUUGAAGAGCAUGGCAAAUCAAUUGAGCAUGUUGAUCCCGCGCCUACUCCAAACACAGAGACCACUAUUGCUAAAAAUGCUCGGGUUGAUGCCAUGUGGGAGCAAAUGAAUAAGGGACUCUCUAAGAAGGAAAUGCAAGAUUUGUUAAAGAAGCCUACAAAAAAAACUGUGAAAACUACACAGAAGUCGGCUUCUAAUUGGAAGACUUAUCUUGGCCUGGCACCAAAGGGGAUAGUCUCCCCGAAACAAGAUGUGCCGAAGAAAGAACCUAGCACCACUGAUAACAGCUCCAGUGACGAAGCCAAGAGGGUUGCAGCUGCUGCGCUUGCGGCAGUUAAGGAUAGUGCAGCUGCUGCAUCAGUAAAGGGAAAAGUCGAGAUUAUGGAGGUUCGAGACUUUGCAGGGCAAGAUAUUGAAGUUAAGAAGCUUGUUGAUGCUGACUCAAAGGAGGCGUUGGAAAAGACCAAAGCUAGUGCACCUUCUGCUGUUGAUGCUGUUCUCGAGCAAAUUAAGAAGAAACAAAAACUGAGCGUGUUGGACAAGACUAAAAAGGAUUGGGGAGAGUUCAAAGAAGAAAAUAAAGGACUAGAAGAUGAAUUGGAUGCUUAUAAGAAGAGUUCUAACCAGUAUCUGGAUAGAGUUUCAUUCUUGCAGCGAACAGAUUACAGGGAGUUCGAGCGGGAAAGGGAUGCACGGCUGGCUGUGCAAGCCAAGAGAAAGCCAGAUAUGAGGGAGGACUGAGGAACUGUAACAACUUGGUGAUGGUAUUUUGACUUUGCUCACUAUUUCCAUUUGAUAAGCUUGAUUUUCUUACAGCCAUCUACUAUGCAUCUUCAUGAUCAUGAGGUGUGUAGUUUAAGGUGUUUCCAACAGAUUAGAGAAUCCUCACUCAAAGCGAAGAGAGGAGAGAGAGGCAUAAUUGUACAAACGCACAUUAUUUAUGUCCUUAAAACUUUCAUUUGAUUUAGUUGGUCGUUUCUUACUUGUAAACAAAGAGCAGACAUUAACUGCUACCUCAUGAAUCAAAUUGC